CGCCCGCGAUAUCCCGGAAGCAGUUCGCUCUGGGCGUUCUUUCUUCCGCCAUCUUGGAACUGAACUCCUCACACAAAAUGCCUGGUGAAGCCACAGAAACCGUCCCUGUUGCGGAGCAAGAACUCCACCAGCCUCAAGCUGAGACGGUACCUUCUCCCUCAUCCACUGGCGAGGCUGCUGUGCCCCCAGAACUGGCUGUAGUAGCGGAGGAGAAAAAGCCCGUCUCUCAGAACCCCGAGGUGACUGGUGAGGCUUCUCGGACGGCACAAGCUGAAGCCGCUCCAAAGCCGUCAGUCGCAGAUGGCGUCUCCCCUCCCUCUGGGACUCCUACACCCACCAAAACUCCAGUGCUGGCUCCUGUACGGCCCCCUGCUGAUACUAAGGCUCCAGCACGAAAGAAAAAAUCUAAGUCUGGUGCCUCUAAAGCUCCUGUUGCUGAAUCUAAAGCACCAGCCCCAAAAUUACAGACCCCUCCUGCUGUGGUCCCUGCAGACUCCACUGUGAAAACCAAAGCCCCAGCUCCUAAAUUAGAGACUCCCCCUACCGCACUCCCUGCUGACACCAUUGCUGAAUCGAAAGCACCAGUAGAGACCCCUCCUACUGUGGUCCCUGCGGAGUCCAUUGCUGUAUCGAAAGCCCCAGCUCCAGAAAACACGUCUGCCUCAGAAAGACCUGCAGUGUCUAUUGUGGAUGUCAAAACCCCAGCUACAAAAUCAGAGCUGCCUGCCCCUGUGGCUCCUGUAGAGCCCUCUGCUGAUACUAAGGCUCCAGUUCCAAAAUCAGAGCUGCCCGCCCCUGUGGCUCCUGUAGAGCCCCCUGCUGACACUAAGGCUCCAGCUCCAGAAAACAAAUCUGCCUCUGUACGUCCUGCAGAGCCUGCUGCGGAUGCCGAAGCUCCAGCUACAAAAACAGAGCUGCCCGCCCCUGUGGCUCCUGUAGAGCCCCCUGCUGACCCUAAGGCUCCAGUUCCAAAAACAGAGCUGCCCGCCCCUGUGGCUCCUGUAGAGCCCCCUGCUGAUACUAAGGCUCCAGUUCCCAAAUCAGAGCUGCCCGCCCCUGUGGCUCCAGUAGAGCCCCCUGCUGAUACUAAGGCUCCAGUCAUGAAUCUUUCCUGUUUAGUUCCAAAAACAGAGCUGCCCGCCCCUGUGGCUCCAGUAGAGCCCCCUGCUGAUACUAAGGCUCCAGUUCCAAAAACAGAGCUGCCCGCCCCUGUGGCUCCUGUAGAGCCCCCUGCUGAUACUAAGGCUCCAGUUCCAAAAACAGAGCUGCCCGCCCCUGUGGCUCCUGCAGAGCCCCCUGCUGUUACUAAGACUCCAGUUCCAAAAACGGAGCUGCCCGCCCCUGUGGCUCCAGUAGAGCCCCCUGCGGCUCCAGUAGAGCCCCCUGCUGACACUAAGGCUCCAGUUCCAAAAACAGAGCUGCCCGCCCCUGUGGCUCCAGUAGAGCCCCCUGCUGAUACUAAGGCUCCAGCUCCAGAAAAAAAAUCUGCUUCUGAAAGUCCUGCUGUGGAUGCCAAAACCCCAGCUUCAAAGAAUCAGACUGUCACCCCUCCAGUGCCUGUGGCUGGUGACCAAGAAUCAGUGGCUCCAGCAAAGCCCCCUGCUGAUACUAAGGCUCCAGUUCCAAAAACAGAGCUGCCCACCCCAGCGGCUCCUGUAGAGCCCCCUGCUGAUACUAAGGCUCCAGCUUCAAAGACUCAGCCUCCUCAGACUGCCCCCCCUUCUGUGGCCGGUGACAAAGAAUCAGUUCCAAAAACAGAGCUGCCCGCCCCUGUGGCUCCAGUCGAGCCCCCUGCUGAUACUAAGGCCCCAGUUCCAAAAACAGAGCUGCCCGCCCCUGUGGCUCCUGUAGAGCCCCCUGCUGAUACUAAGGCUCCAGUUCCAAAAACAGAGCUGCCCGCCCCUGUGGCUCCAGUAGAGCCCCCUGCUGAGACUAAGGCUCCAGUUCCAAAAACAGAGCUGCCCACCCCAGCGGCUCCUGUAGAGCCCCCUGCUGAUACUAAGGCUCCAGUUCCAAAAACAGAGCUGCCCGCCCCUGUGGCUCCUGUAGAGCCCCCUGCUGACACUAAGGCUCCAGAAAACAAGACUGCUUCUGGAAGUCCUGCAGUGCCUGUUGUGAAUGCCAAAACCUCAGCAAAUAAAGUUGAGAAAGUUUCUCUGGUUUCUGCUCCAGAGCUAGAUAUUCCAAGUCCUGCAAAAGAGCUAACUCCUCCUCCUGCUUUGCCUUCCGUGGCAUCUGUGCCUUCUAUACCUAUUGCUUCUGUUUCUCUGCCUCUCGUCUCCAAAACUUCUGCCAUACCCACUGCACCUGCCCCUGUUGCUGUUGAAGAGGAAGAAAUGCCACCUCUGAUCCCUCCAGAGGUUCCUGAUAAGGAAGCAGUGUUUCUUCAACCGGUCACAGUGGACCUUGUUCCCCCGAAACCACCUGUAGCCGCUCCAGUGAAGGAGCCCAUUCUGAAGAACGACAAGGGGUCAGGGACAGAUUCCGACAGUGAUGAUUCUCCUCCAGAGCUGGAACAGGACACACAGACAUCUACACAGCAGGCCCAGUUGGCAGCAGCGGCAGAAAUAGACGAGGAACCUGUCAGCAAAGCAAAACAGAGCAGGAGCGAAAAGAAAGCACGAAAGGCUAUGUCAAAGUUGGGGCUUCGCCAGGUCACCGGAGUUACAAGAGUCACAAUCCGAAAAUCUAAGAACAUUUUGUUUGUUAUAACCAAGCCAGACGUAUACAAGAGCCCAGCAUCCGACACCUACAUAGUCUUUGGAGAAGCAAAGAUUGAAGAUCUCUCACAACAAGCCCAGCUGGCGGCUGCCGAAAAAUUCAAGGUACAGGGAGAAGGAGUCUCAAACAUACAGGAAAACACACAAACUCCCACAGUACAGGAGGAGAGCGAAGAGGAAGAGGUUGAUGAGACUGGCGUAGAAGUGAAGGACAUUGAACUUGUAAUGUCACAAGCAAACGUGUCCAGGGCGAAGGCUGUACGUGCUCUAAAGAACAACAGCAACGACAUUGUAAAUGCCAUCAUGGAGUUGACGAUGUGAGCGUCGCUCAGACUGAACACAUUUGGUCUUGCUCGUGGGUCGGUGCAGCUGAAAUUGAGAUUUAUACUAUUUCUAUUGAUUUAAUAAAGUUGUGGCUUAUUGUUGGUGACUUA
Messenger RNA from Bufo gargarizans (Asiatic toad), 3154 nucleotides. It is a transcript of the gene NACA, whose product is annotated as nascent polypeptide associated complex subunit alpha. The record is from RefSeq and is a predicted model, not a curated record. Gene Ontology annotation, cellular component: cytoplasm; nascent polypeptide-associated complex. The transcript has 39 exons. Gene Ontology annotation, biological process: protein targeting to membrane. NCBI's taxonomy places the organism in Eukaryota, Metazoa, Chordata, Amphibia, Anura, Bufonidae. Bases 78 to 3041 code for a protein of 987 amino acids.